UAUUUAUAUAAUUAGAAAACCAAAGAAUUAAGAGUGAAAUAUUUGCCCAAAGGUGAUGAUAAUGUCGGAUUUCGAACGUACACGCGUUGUCCUGCUGGGAGAUGCGGGCGUCGGAAAGACCUGUAUCAUCAAGAGAUUCCUGACAAAAACAUACAGUGAUAAAUACCGAGCCACAGUAGAAGACCUUUAUAAUAGAGAAUACGAUUUAGGACCUGUAACAUUGAAGGUUGACAUACUCGAUACAGCAGGUGACAUCCAGUUUCCCGCCAUGCGAAGACUUUCGAUAGCGACAGCGCACGCUUUUUUGCUCGUGUAUGCCACAACCUCGGCUCAAAGCUUCACGUAUAUAAAACAAUGUUUCGAGGAGAUUAGAGAACAAAGAGCUGAUUUUCAGGAUAUUCCAAUUGUGAUCGCUGGAAAUAAACUGGAUUUGGCGAAUUCGCAUCGUGAGGUAUCCAAAGAAGAUGUCUCGGAAUGGGUUUAUUGUGAAUUACCGAGAUUAAAAGUAAAAGUAUUGGAAUGCUCAGCAAAGGAUGACACUAACAUAACUGACUUGUUCAAAACGAUGUUAAGUUUAUCUCGCAUCCUGCCAACUGGCACAAAUGACCAACAACCGACAACUGGCUUGAAAAGGCGCUCAUCCGCAUAUGUUAGUGCAACUAGCAAAGGCAAGAGAGAUAUGUCAGCAGCUAGUUCAUCCAGCGAAAAUAAACAUGGUAAUACGUCCUUUUUGCACACAAGUAAUAGCAGCACGGAUAGCGCCAAAUCUAAACCACGUUCGAGAUCUCUUAUAAGACGAUCAUCACGUAAAACAAAACAACAAAUUCAAAAUGCAGAAGACUGCUCAGUUCAAUAAGUUGCAAAUGUACGGAUUUUAUUAAUGUGCAAGUUUUUAUUGCAUAUUUUGUUAUGACAGAUAC
Molecule: messenger RNA, 920 nt
Organism: Culicoides brevitarsis
Lineage: Eukaryota; Metazoa; Arthropoda; Insecta; Diptera; Ceratopogonidae
Product: GTP-binding protein Di-Ras2
Exons: 6
Coding region: 56-856 (266 amino acids)
Molecular function (GO): GTPase activity; GTP binding
Source: RefSeq, a predicted model, not a curated record